GGUUCUUCAGUUCAGCAGCAGCGUUUUCAAUCUUCUUGUCGGCACCAUCACAAUCAACCUUCACAACACCCACCAAUAAUAUUAUCCGGCGAAUACAUUCAUCACCGAAACGAUUUGGUAGGCAAGCUCAGUCGAGAGCGUUUGCGCUUCGCUCAGCUGCAGGCUGAGUUCACCCGACAACUCUGGGACACCUGGGCUCAUAUUGAGGCCACUCGGACUCUAUCAGGGGACGUUUUGGACACCUCCAUUACGACCGCUGAGGCUACAGUUUCUAGUGCAGUUCCCUCUGAAGUUCUUGCCUCUUUGGGCUUCAAAAAAACAAUGUCGGAAUUUACCACUGCUGUCCAUUUGCCAAAGGAAAAGAUGUUAUCUUGA
This is a messenger RNA of Protopolystoma xenopodis, 375 nucleotides long. NCBI's taxonomy places the organism in Eukaryota, Metazoa, Platyhelminthes, Monogenea, Polystomatidea, Polystomatidae. The record is from the annotation of a GenBank genome assembly.